Molecule: messenger RNA, 982 nt
Organism: Salvelinus fontinalis (brook trout)
Lineage: Eukaryota; Metazoa; Chordata; Actinopteri; Salmoniformes; Salmonidae
Gene: tmem119a
Product: transmembrane protein 119a
Exons: 1
Coding region: 9-782 (257 amino acids)
Biological process (GO): positive regulation of bone mineralization; positive regulation of osteoblast differentiation; positive regulation of osteoblast proliferation
Cellular component (GO): plasma membrane
Source: RefSeq, a predicted model, not a curated record
AAGGAAAGAUGAGUAACCACUUGAUUCUUCACUUGGCAUGUGUGAGCAUGGUUCUGCUCUGGGGCCAUGGGUAUGCAGUGCAUGUGCCCCUGGUCUAUAGAAUUUCCAUGGAUGGCAGUGGUGACGGAGGGGAGCCAGAUCUCAUUAUCCCCGUCGAUGGCCCCCACCACACUCUCUCCCCCGUCGAUGUCUCACCUGUCGAUGUCGCCCCCGUCGAUGUUUCCCCCACCACUACCCUAGCCCCCACCCUGGUCAGCACCAUCACCAACACCAUCACCAUCACCAUGAUCCGCCUCAAGGACUUUAUGCUCACCCGGGUGGUGGACUUCCUCCAGGAUAAUAUGUUGAUCAUAAUUGUGGUCACCUCCCUCCUCAUCGUCAUGAUCUUCAUCAUCUGCUGUGCCGCUACCAUGAGCCAAAAGCGCAAGAUGGAGGCCUACAAACCCCCUGCCAAUCCACCCAGGAAAUAUAUGGGAGACACAGUUGGUGGAGUCGAACCCUCCAGUGAGGUCCAGAGUAGGGUCUAUGACGGGCCUGAUUCUGCCAGGAGGGUCCAGAUCCAGGGAACCCCCAAGAAUCUGCGCACCCCUUCCACCGCACUGGUGGGGGAAAAGGUGGGUAAGGAGCCCAAACCGAAGGAGGUCCAGAAAGUGAGGGAGGUAGAGGAGGUAACACGCAGAGUGGAGCCUAAGCACAAAGGCCAGAAGGCUGAGGAGGUGCAGAGCUCCAGCACCAGCCAGCCCAUGGUCUGCACCUGCCACCUGCGGAAGGCCAACCACUAAGUAUAGGUUGGGGCUCCAACCAUGCAAACUAGCAAAAAAGGAGAUUAAGGCCUUUUCUUGUGCAGAGGGAACUCCAUGGGUACGUCAGCUGCAGUGCGCCAAACUUGUCUGUGGAAUUUGACUCUGUCGGUACCUUUAGCAUACAGAUAUAAAUGGGUCUAGUUAGCAUACAAAGGCCUUAAAACAGAAGGAAUUUCAGC